Metopolophium dirhodum (rose-grain aphid) is the source of this 1152-nucleotide messenger RNA. RefSeq lists its product as uncharacterized. Bases 1 to 1152 code for a protein of 383 amino acids. Lineage: Eukaryota; Metazoa; Arthropoda; Insecta; Hemiptera; Aphididae. The record is from RefSeq and is a predicted model, not a curated record. The transcript is spliced from 3 exons.
AUGAAUCUUAACCGUGCUGUUUACCACUACAAUUUACUCAAAGUAAUUGCCGUUGCUGAAGCUUGUGGAGAGCUAGAUCCACCCAAAAUCAAAUUUAAUAUUUUUUAUGAAAAUAUAAGGUGUUAUCCCGAAAAAUUUUUUGAAUAUUAUAGAAUGUCAAUCAGUUCUUUUGACGAACUAUUGGAAAAAAUACGACCUUCUAUAAAAAAACAAAACACUGCAUUUCGUAACGCCGUAAGUCCAGAAGAACGUCUCACCGUUACAUUGAGAUUUUUGUCAAUUGGCAUAAAUUUUGUUGCCUUAAAAUAUGAAUUUUCACUUGGUAGAAUCACUAUUAGCAAAAUUAUUAAAGAAACGUGUGAAGUAAUUUGGAAUAUUCUGCAGCAAGCUGAAAUGCCAAAACCAAGUUCCGAACAGUGGCGUGAUGUAGCGGACAAAUUGUUUACAAAAACCCAAUUUCCCAACUGUGUGGGAGCUGUUGACGGAAAGCAUAUACGAUGCGUCAAUCCUAAAAACUCGGGAUCAAUUUAUUUUAAUUAUAAGAAAUUUUUUUCGAUAGUUCUAAUGGCAGUAGUGGACGCAGAAUACUGCUUUAUAUCUAUCGACGUAGGUGCAUACGGACGAGAAGCUGAUUCCACUGUUUUUAAAGAAUGUCCCUUCGGAAAACUUUUAUAUUCGGAACAACUUGGCUUACCGGCACCGGUUUGUUUGCCAAAUACCAGUGACAACCCUCAGCCAUAUGUUGUAAUUGGAGGUGAAGCCUUUGGUCUACAUAAAAAUUUAUUAAGACCUUUUCCGGGACGUGGUAUUGAUCAAAGAAAAAGGAUUUUUAACUAUAGGUUGUCAAGAGCAAGGAGGUAUGUAGAGUGUUCUUUUGGCAUACUGGCAAAUAAAUGGCGAGUUUUACAUACAGCAAUAAAUGUAGAACCGGAUUUUGCCGAUAUUAUUGUUAAAGCUUGUUGUAUACUUCACAAUUUUGUCAGAAGAAGAGACGGUGUCAAUUUUGAAGAUACGCUAAGCAAUAGCUUAGAUGAUUUAGAAGUACACCAGAAUGAUACUGGAGGUCGUUCACAAGGCAAAGAUGUUAGGGACUAUUUUGCAAAUUAUUUUUUAGAGGCUGGAUCUGUUCCAUUCCAAUAUAGAUUUGUAUAA